This is a messenger RNA of Danio rerio (zebrafish), 1244 nucleotides long. RefSeq names its product proline rich 15 like b (gene prr15lb). Lineage: Eukaryota; Metazoa; Chordata; Actinopteri; Cypriniformes; Danionidae. The record is from RefSeq and is marked validated.
AAAGACAGAGGGACUGAGGGGAAAGAGGACACCUGUAGCGCACACUCGCCUCUCAAAGCGCAAUUUCAGAGGCUGCUGGAGUCAUCAAAGCCCGGGAAGAAAACAGGUGAGCAGGACAAGGAGAAGCAGAGAUACUUAAUACUGAGGAGGACUGACGAUUAACGACGGCCACCAUGGUUUAACUUCUCCUGGACACCUGUUUUUCUAAAGCCAGCGAGAGAAAAGACAACUUUUCGAAGAGGAGAGAAACAACAUUCAGACCUGUCAUGGCUGACCCUGCAUGGUGGAAGCUCACCUUCCUAAAGAAAAAGAAGUCAGAGGCGAAAGUCCUGUACGAAAUACCGCCAGACUUCAGCACCAACAAUGCAAAUAAAGACCUGGACCAUGAUGCGGCAGACAGCAAUUUAGAUGCCAGACUGGAAAAAAUAGUGGCCACCAAAUCUGCCACCAAAGGCCGUCACGUCAAAGUCUCUCAUUCAGGCCGGUUCAAGGAGAAGAAGAAGAUCCGUGCAACUCUGGUGGAAAACCCAAGCCUUUUCCCUGAAUCUGCUCAGACAGAGAAGAGCCACGUGGAACAAUAACACCCCUGAUCUAGACCAAAGACACCAUUUGAGGCCUGUUUUUGAUAUAUAACACAUUUUUUCAGUGCAUUUUUGCUGCAGAGAAGAUACUGGUUUUACCAUAAAACAAGUUUUACCAUCCACAUUUCAAUCUAAGAGCAGCCCAAGAUGAAUAUUAAGAAGUUUAUUUCCUGUAAAUGAUAAAAACAAUGUUGUCAUGCUCAUGAAAUGUAAUUCGAUCGCCGUGGAACAAACAAAAUACCCGACAAGAAAGACAGAACUCUCUCUAUUCAUUUCUAAAUUACAUUUAACAUGAAGAACGUUCUUAAAAAUGUACAUUGUUGUGUAUGAGUAACUUAUGAUAAACCUGUGGGAAGCUUAGAUUUGAUGGACUGUUGUGCCUUUUAAUCAGCACUUCAUGACGUGAUUUUGUUUCUUUUGACCAAGUUGUACUCUCAUAAACAUGGAGUUGUUUAAUGAACAUAUCUCUAAUUUUAUCAGUGUAUCAUAAAAAGGGUUUCAGUUGAAGCAUGGACAGCCAAUGUGAUAACACGAGAGAGAUGCUCUCACUACAGCUUUAAUUAGCUUAAUUUAAUCUGCGUUUUUUUUUUUGUAUACUGCAAUUUCACAGGUUAUUGUUAAAAUAUGCAAAAUAAAGAUUUGUAUUCCAUUGCUUAAAUGUCA